AUGAAUGCUGUAUUUCUCAUUUUUCAUCUAGUCAUUCUAGCAGGUGCUGCCUGGGGCUCCUCUGAUGAGACACUUCUAGUUAAAACUCUCUUUACCGGUUACAAUAAGGUUGUCCGUCCUGUCAGUCACUUCAAGGACCCGGUGGUUGUUACCGUAGGCCUUCAGCUCAUUCAGCUCAUCAGUGUGGAUGAGGUCAACCAGAUCGUCAGCAGCAACGUGAGACUGAAACAGCAAUGGAAAGAUGUGAACUUGAAGUGGAACCCAGAGGAUUACGGUGGCAUCAAAAAGAUCAGAGUUCCCUCCACUGACAUUUGGCGGCCUGAUCUGGUUCUCUACAACAACGCUGAUGGUGACUUUGCCAUCGUUCAUGAGACCAAGGUGCUGCUGGAGCACACUGGAAUGAUCACGUGGAACCCGCCUGCCAUCUUCAAGAGCUACUGUGAAAUUAUUGUGCUGCAUUUCCCCUUUGACCUUCAGAACUGCAGCAUGAAGCUGGGUACCUGGACCUAUGAUGGAAACUUGGUCGUCGUCAAUCCUGACAGUGACCGUCCUGAUCUGAGUAACUUUAUGGAGAGUGGAGAGUGGGUGAUGAAGGAUUUCCGCGGCUGGAAGCACUGGGUGUACUAUGCAUGCUGCCCAGACACCCCUUACCUGGACAUCACCUACCACUUCCUCAUGCUGAGGCUCCCACUGUACUUCAUCGUCAAUGUGAUCAUCCCCUGCAUGCUCUUCUCCUUCCUGACCGGCCUUGUCUUCUAUCUUCCUACAGAUUCUGGUGAGAAGAUGACUCUCAGCAUCUCUGUCUUGCUGUCUCUGACUGUGUUCCUGCUGGUCAUUGUGGAGCUGAUCCCCUCUACCUCCAGCGCUGUACCACUCAUUGGGAAGUACAUGCUCUUCACCAUGGUCUUCGUCAUUGCCUCCAUCAUCAUCACUGUCAUUGUCAUCAACACCCACCACCGGUCCCCAAGCACUCACACAAUGCCAGACUGGGUCCGCAAGGUUUUUAUUGAAACCAUCCCUAACAUCAUGUUCUUUUCAACGAUGAAGCGCCCUGGCAAAGAAAAACAGAUUAAAAGCAUCUAUGGUGGUGAUUUUGACAUCUCAGACAUCUCUGGCAACCAGACUUCUGCUGUUCCCUACCAGUCACCCAUCACCAACAAUCCUGAUGUCCGUAGUGCCAUUGAAGGAGUCAAGUACAUCGCAGAAACCAUGAAAUCAGAUGAGGAAUCCAACAAUGCUGCUGAAGAGUGGAAGUUUGUGGCCAUGGUGUUGGAUCAUAUUCUGCUGUGUGUCUUCAUGGCUGUGUGUCUCAUCGGCACAUUAGGCGUGUUCGCAGGCCGUCUCAUUGAGCUGAGCAUGCUCUAG
This is a messenger RNA of Xiphias gladius (swordfish), 1365 nucleotides long. Its product is annotated as acetylcholine receptor subunit alpha-like. Gene Ontology annotation, molecular function: transmembrane signaling receptor activity; acetylcholine-gated monoatomic cation-selective channel activity. Gene Ontology annotation, cellular component: neuron projection; postsynaptic membrane; synapse. Lineage: Eukaryota; Metazoa; Chordata; Actinopteri; Istiophoriformes; Xiphiidae. The transcript is spliced from 9 exons. Gene Ontology annotation, biological process: regulation of membrane potential; chemical synaptic transmission; signal transduction. Bases 1 to 1365 code for a protein of 454 amino acids. The record is from RefSeq and is a predicted model, not a curated record.